UCUGUCUGCUCAUCCUCUAAAAGCUCUCAGCUUCCUUUAUUCUCUAAAAAGCUUUAAAAAAGGGAAAUUCCAUCUCAAACGGUAUAAAAGCUUUGGGGCAGAAAUGGUGGUAUCCAAGGUGAAGUAUGAGCAGUUGCGGCAGCAGAGGAUGGAAGAAAACAAGAAGAAACUGGAACAGCUUCAUCUUCCUCUGCUCUCUCAAGCCCUUCAAAAAGCUGCCUUGUCUCCCAAAACUUCUCCUGUUAUGAAGAAGGUCAAACCUCGAACAAUCCGAACAGAGCUUGUCCCCGUGAGAAGAUCAGGCCGUUUCACAAACAAGCCUGCUCCUCAAUACAAAGAAGUUGUCUUUUACGAGCGUGUGCAAUUGCCUAGAAGCACUGUUCAUCCAAAAAGGGAUUUGUCCAAUAGGGUUUACGCCUCUGAUGAAGCAAGGGCCUGGGCAAUUGAAAAAGCAGAGAAACUUGAAUCCACUCUGGAGAGUGGCUAUCCCACUUUGGUAAAACCGAUGCUCCAAUCCCAUGUAACUGGUGGCUUUUGGCUGGGCCUUCCAUCUCACUUUUCCAAGAGGCAUCUCCCCAAACGAGAUGACACUGUUACACUGGUAGAUGAACAAGGAGACAAGUGGCGAACAAUAUAUUUGGCCCGCAAAACAGGUCUUAGUGGUGGAUGGAAAAAAUUCUCAGUUGAUCAUGACUUGGUAGAUGGAGAUGCUUUGGUGUUCCAGUUAAUUCAGCCAACAGUUUUUAAGGUCCACAUUAUAAGGGAAAAUGGUUUUACAGAAGAAAAUUCACAUGAAGCCAUAUGCGAUUCCUAGGUCGUGUAGUUUUGCAAUAGUAGGCUCCGAAGUCCAAGGGCAUGGAUAUAUCCAAACGCAGAGAUCAGGAAUGGGAUAUUGCAGUGCCACAAAAAAAGCCUUGAUUGAUUGCCCAAAUUUUGUAAGAGCUCCAAAACUUAAAACAGUGGCAGUAAAUAUUUGUUGGACACUUUUGUAGAGAAAGAAGGAAUGAUAUUAAGGAUUUGAAUUUGGAGCAAUCCUCUUGCCAUGACAACGCAAUACUCCUCAGCUUAGGAUGAAUGAUUGAAUCAGGUUAUUAUUAUCUCUGUGGCUACCGAGUUUCAACAAGAUUCUUGGGACCAAAUAGCCACUAUAUAUGCUCCUUCUCUGAGUAUUUCAAAUUGGUAUCACUCCCUGGUUUAGAUCUACAUAUAUUCUAGAAGUGACAAAUCACAUAGCAAGCAAUGCCUGUCUCUGUCUGUCGUAUUUUACUGCCUUAGUAUAACGG
Molecule: messenger RNA, 1283 nt
Organism: Coffea eugenioides
Lineage: Eukaryota; Viridiplantae; Streptophyta; Magnoliopsida; Gentianales; Rubiaceae
Product: B3 domain-containing protein Os06g0194400
Exons: 7
Coding region: 104-814 (236 amino acids)
Molecular function (GO): DNA binding
Source: RefSeq, a predicted model, not a curated record